AUGAGCCACAAAUGUGCUAUUACUGGUUGUGAUUCAAAAUGGAACCAAAGUGGUGAUUUUAAAAAAAUUCCUAUGUUCCCUUUACCAAAAAACGCUGAAAUACAAAAUAAAUGGUACAAAAAUAUAGACAAGGACGAUAUUAAUGAGAAAUUAAGUCGCGGUUCUUUAGUUUGCAUAAAACAUUUUGAACAUAAAUUUCUGAAUGCUGAUAAAUCAUUAAAUGAUAAAGCAAUUCCUACUUUACAUCUUAAAACAGGCAGUACACUAAUAGAUUACGAAGAAUUAUUAUCGCAACCAAUAAAAAAGAAAAGAGGUACAUCAGGAUUAAUGAACUUGGAAUUGGCUAGAAAGAAGAAACUAAUGAGACGCCAAAGGAUGCAAACUUUGGCUGAAAAAAGACGAUUAGCGAAAAAAGAAAAUAGCACUAAUGUCAAAGUAUCAAAAAAUAGUCCAGAUACGAUGAUGCAUUGCGAUAAAACAAAUGAUUACUUCCUUGGUGAUCGAGUCGAAAGUGAUACAGAAAAAGUUGUAAUUUCAUUGCGAUUAACAGACCUUGUUAAGCAUUUACAUGAUGAAAAGAUGAGUUUGUGUAAACAUCCUUCAUCAAUUCGUGACUCAAAAACGUAUCCGAUAUUUAAUAAAAUUAAAAAUAUUCAGGAGUUGCUUAAUAAUCCAGUUUAUUGGACAAAGGAGCAAGUUUUUAUAUUUAUUGAACACAUUACCUCUCAAAAAGCAAUAAUCAAACAUUUCGAUAAAAACGAUAUCGACGGAGAAGCAAUAUUAAGUUUAACUAAAUCAGACCUAAUAAACUUUCUCAAAUUAGAUGACAGUACAUCAGAGAUACUCGGAACAACCUUUGAACAGUUACGAAAAGAAACAAUCAUGAGAUAUGUAAAUUCAUAA
Molecule: messenger RNA, 903 nt
Organism: Chironomus riparius
Lineage: Eukaryota; Metazoa; Arthropoda; Insecta; Diptera; Chironomidae
Source: the annotation of a GenBank genome assembly